Molecule: messenger RNA, 2692 nt
Organism: Rhopilema esculentum
Lineage: Eukaryota; Metazoa; Cnidaria; Scyphozoa; Rhizostomeae; Rhizostomatidae
Source: RefSeq, a predicted model, not a curated record
CACUGGAGAUUACUGUGGCUCAAAUAGGCCAGCCUCUUUUUCAAACAACAUUUCUAGAAACGAGUCCUUUAUUUUUUUCCAUUUUAGAUUUGGUUGAAACUUCAGAUAGUAAAGAUAGCAGACAGGAAAAGCGAAGAAAACACAAUUUUCAUUCUUCCGACUGAGUCAUUGAUGUACUGACAGGAAAUUUUUGAUGGAUUUCCACAGAAUUUAUUAUGGAUCAUGAGAAUAUUGGAAAUGAGAUCAUUGAUUUGAAUGUUGGAGGGAAAAGAUUGGGUUGAAACUUCAGAUAGUAAAGAUAGCAGACAGGGAAAGCGAAGAAAACACAAUUUUCAUUCUUCCGACUGAGUCAUUGAUGUACUGACAGGAAAUUUUUGCUGGAUUUCCACAGAAUUUAUUAUGGAUCAUGAGAAUACUGGAAAUGAGAUCAUUGAUUUGAAUGUUGGAGGGAAAAGAUUUUCAACAUCAAGACAAACUUUGACAUGGAUACCAGACUCAUUUUUCACCUGUCUUCUUAGUGGGAGAAUAGCUUCACAGAAAGAUGGAACUGGAGCUUUUUUCAUAGACAGAGAUCCUGAUGCAUUUGUACCCAUUCUUAACUUUCUACGGACUAAGGAGCUCAACCUAGGAGGUCUGGAUCCAGCUGUGGUAAAAAAUGAAGCCCAGUAUUAUGGCAUUAUGCAAAUUGUUCGAAGGCUUCAUUUGUGUGAUGGUCUGCGGAGCUCCCCUUGUGGAGACCUUCUGUUCCAUGCAUAUCUCAACCUCCCAGAUAUUCCGACUGGCCUAGGUCGUAUCAAUACCUCAAGAAGAAACUCUGCUACUUCUGUAUUGGCACCAUCUACAAACCUGAAUACUGCUGGUUUGAGGGCAGCUAUUUCAGAGCCAAAUUUAAAAUAUGACGGCUACGACCCUUACAAAGUCUUAAUGAUUGUCUGUCAUCACCAUUGGGUUGCUGUGGCCUAUGCUCAUUGUGUAUGCUGCCACAGGCUGCGCGAUACUCAUGGAUGGGAACACGUGUUCACAAGCCCAUACCUUGACUCUGCGAUUGAAAAGAUUGCCUUGAAUACAAAGAUGCCUGGCCCUCUCGGAGAUAAAAUGGUCGCUGCUGCAUCUGGAAGCAAGAUCUGGUUAUGGAAUUGUAGUCAAAGCAGUGGUGCAAAAAUUGGAGUUUUCGAUUUGACUGUUUCGUUCGACCACCUCUUUUUCAUUGGAAGUCAACUCGUUUCAUUAAGCAGUUCUGGAAAGAUCGGAGUCUGGCACUCUGUUACCCAAAACUGGCAGAUCCAGGAUGUAGUGGCCACAUCCAGUUACGAUGCUGCUGGAUCAUUUUUGUUACUCGGUGGCUCAAACGGGUCUAUCUACUACGUUGAUAUGGAGAAAUUCCCGUUAAGAAUGAAAGACAACGAUCUUCUGGUAACAGAGCUGUUCCGUGACCCAUGCGGCGACGCUAUCACGGCGCUUUCUGUGUAUCUAACACCAAGAACAUGUCUCAGUAGAAACUGGAUCGAGAUUGCGUACGGGACAAGUGCAGGAACGGUGCGUGUUAUUGUCCACCAUCCCGAGACGGUCAGCAGUGGGCCUCAGUUGUUUCAAACAUUCACUGUACACAGGAACAGUGUGAAGAAAGUGGCUCUCACAGAAAAGCACUUGGUUUCUGUUUGCUCAGAGUACAAUCACGUACGGACAUGGAGCGUCACGAGAUUUAGGGGGAUGAUAUCAACCCAGCCUGGUCCAACGCCUCUCAGCUCAUUCAACGUGGUUUCGUUGGAACAAGGCACAAAAACAUCGCCAUCAGUCAACAGCAGUAUCGGACCGUAUGGUGAGCGUGAUGAUCAACAGGUCUUUGUGCAAAAGGUUGUCCCUGAGACGGAGCAGGUCUUUGUGAGAUUAUCAUCGAAUGGGAAAAGGCUUUGCACCAUUGAAAGUGUUGAUGGUAGCUGUGUGACGUCAUUUUUUGUCCACGAGUGUGACAGCUCAACAAGAAUGGGCUCAAGACCUCGCCGGUUUCUUUUCACUGGUCAUCAAAACGGAUCUGUCCAGAUAUUUGACUUGACAACAGCAAUGGAAGGCAUCACCCAACACCCGGAUCGCUUCACAAAGAGUGGACCGAAUGAACAUGAAAUGUUGAAGCUAUUAGAGCAAUGUGAUCUUCGCGCCUCGAGAUCAGCAACGCCAUCAGCUGCCUCGCUAUCGCCAGGCUCUUCUAUGAUGUCAACUAUUUGCCACUUACCGCGAUAUGGAUUCAGUGACUUUUCUUUGACUGCAUCGAAUGGAGGCCAAUCUUUUGAGAAUAUGCUCGAUUCUGAUCACCAUGGUUAUCAUUAUCGUGGACAACUGCGAAGCAGCUCUGGUAGACGGACUGGCUCGCAGGGGAAUCGCCACAGUGUAGCCUCCGAACGAGGAUUCACCUCUUCAGGAGGACAUGAGCAUGCACGGGAACAGUUACUGUCUCCUGCCCUGGAAGAAAAGGGGCAAUUGGCAUCGUCGCCAAAAUAAGCGUGGAUCUGGUGGUUGGAAACAAGUAAUUGAGAAAUGCCGUGAGCCAGUACUCGCGAUAAGACCGAGUAUCGUCUCGAGUUGGAAUACCCAGAGAUGCGUCUCGAGGUAGAAUACAGCGUCUUUAAGAUUUGUUGCGUUAUCAUUAAUUUUCAAAUAAUAGUAGCCUUUUUUCAAUCAAACCCAUCAUUUUCUG